GUUGCAUCAUCCGUCGCCAUUUUAUCAAUGGAUUUGUGAAAAAAGCUGGAAGGAAAAUCUCAGUGUUCUGGUUUAAUUUAUCAUAAGGGGCCACUUAGCAAUGGCUACAGACAGUGUUUCUUCACAAAUUACCAUAGGACAACCGCAUUUGGCCAAGCAGGAUAUAUCUAAAUUGGUAAAUAAGAAAUUUUAUGGCGACUUGUUCAAUCACGUGUUGUUUCUCCAAUAUGGCGGAACCGUGAGUUUUUUAUUGUAGUUGGUUAUAAUAUGUCCGUUUUCUGUGUUAGGAUAUAUCAGAGUUAAAUCCUCUCACUCCGGAGGUUAUAAGUCGACAGGCAACCAUAAAUAUAGGUGAGUUCAGUGAAUUUGUUUCACAGCGAUGAUAGAAUGGAUAGAUGUCACCAUCAAUUUCCACUCUUUCUCAGUUUGUUGCUAUACUUUGGUAUUAACGGAUGGUUGGAAUAAUAUUUUCAGGAACAAUUGGUCAUGUGGCCCACGGAAAAUCGACUGUUGUCAAAGCUUUGUCAGGAGUACAGGUGGGCAAUAAAGGUCGCAUUUUUCAGCAACAAAUAAUAAAUAAUAUAUUUGAAGAAGAAAUAAUCAAGACAUAAUAAAAGCUGCUGAAGCUAAACUACAUAAUACAAGACCAUCUUAAAUCAUCCACUUAUCCUGCAUAUCAAAUGGCCAAUUGUUAGCUAUUAUAUAUAGGUCAGACCACCCUUAAGUCCGUGAGUUAGUUGAGAAAGUCGGAACAAGUGCAAGAAAAGGGUGAAAGCGCAAGGGUGAGGGGUAACUGGAACAAAAACGCCCUCAAAAGUUGUGUGCCAAACAUUGAUUAUAAUUGAUCAUGGAUUGAAAACUUAAAGCGACCCAGUAAUCGAUUAUGGAAAAUUAAUUGGUUAUUGGGAUGAAAAAGAAAUUCUGGUUGGCAAAUAAACCUAAAACCAGAUAGAGAUUUAUCUAAUGGAUAGCGUUAAUCGCUUUUUGAACAACUGGGGUUAGAGCUGUAUAAAAUGUAGGUUUAGGCAAAAUAAUACCAGCUUAAGUUUAAAAUUAAUUGAGAAAGUAUGGGAAGUACUUGCACAGGGGAUGCAUUAUGCCAGUACAGUCUCUAGCAGGCUGUAAUUCUGGUAGCUUUCUCAAUUUUCAUUAUUUUACAAGACAAACCAUAAAAUGGUCAUUCUUUUCCUCUCAUCAGACUGUCAGAUUCAAGAAUGAACUGGAGCGAAAUAUCACUAUCAAGCUAGGUUAUGCAAAUGCUAAGGUAAGUCUGUGCUAAAAAUCUCUUGAGGGCUACUGGGCCCCAACAUUGGGCAUGGCUUGGACCUCAGAAGAUCAUUGUCACCAGAGUGUUCAUUAGGCAUCGGAGUUGGAAGAAUUCCACGUUUACUGUGCAGAUUUCUCUGUCUAAUGUUGGAUAGCCUAUGACUUGUUUUUUUAUUCAGACAUGGAGCCUCUUAAGAGAUAUUCUCUUGUAGCGUUACACCUUUCUCCUGUGACUGGAAUUCUUAAUGAAAACCCUGUGUAACUCUGUGCUACAAAAUGUGCCCCCAGAUUGGCCAAUGCUCUUUGUUUUAGUAAUCAGGAUGUUUAACUGGGUAGGCAUGUGUGCAAUACCUAACUUAGAAGGGCAUGGCUGUUUCUUUUACACCUUAAGGGGGUCUUUCAUGUUAAGUAUCCCACACUUCUUUGUUGUUUAAAUAAAAACUAAGAGAAUUCUUGUGAUACUACCCCCUUUACGAUGGCUGAUGUGUGUGUUUUGUAGAUUUACAAGUGUGAUGGCAGUUCCUGUCCCAGGCCUAGCUGCUAUCGUUCUGCUGGUAGCGCCAGAGAAGAUGUGAUUCCAUGUGACAGAAUGGGAUGUAAUGGCAAGUUCAGACUUGUUAGGUAAGGAAACCUGUGUCCAGACAGAUUCAACUAAUCUGAUUUCAAGAUACAUGUAGUGGAUAAGUAUUCAAGCAAUGAUAGAGAGAGAGAGAGUAAGAAUUGUGUUUAAAGCAGUUAAACUCAUCAACAAUAGAUGAGGCACCUGAAAGGGAGGGAAGGGUGGGGAAGAAAUGAGCACAAGGCAGUUAAGCUGCAAAACGCUUUUUAAUUUGUUGUGCAAUGAAACUCGACAAUUUCAUUCCUAAAGUCUUUAAGCCCUUUGACUUACCUGAACUUUCCCCACAGAAUGUGAGCCGCUACAAUAGAAACUGCUGGCCAGCAUUUUACAUUUUAAGCUUAACUUUGCCUAAAUUGCAUUUAGCCACAUUUAAAACAGCAAGGAUAUUGAGUGAAGGGACUGUUACUUGCUGGUGUUCUCAGGGACCAGCAAAAUCACUGUCUAGUUGUAAAGAAAGCACCAGCUACUCACAGAAAAUAAUUUUUGAGUGAGAUUAUCAUGAUAAAUUUGUUGAACUUAUCUCAUAAAACAUUUGUUUUGUUCAAGAAGAAAAACAAACAUGAUAUGAUAUAAAGCAAAUGAAGAUAAGUACUUAGUAUGUUUGUUACACUGUAAAUGAUUUGUUUUCAGGCAUGUGUCAUUUGUGGACUGUCCUGGUCACGACAUUCUUAUGGCAACCAUGCUGAACGGUGCAGCUGUUAUGGAUGCUGCUCUUUUACUUGUAGGUUAGUAUUGUUGUAGAGAGUUGGUAAAGAUAAUCUAUCAACACCACUGAAAAAAGCACCUUGGUAUCAGUAAAGUUGCAAAGUUUGAGAGUCAUAGGUUGGGAACUUGCAAAGAUGUGGCAUCACAAAGUCAUGGAACUUUACUGGUGUUCCUUGACAGGGCAUGAUUUUGUUCCCCACAUUUACAAAAAAUUAAUAAUAGUGUUGGUCGAAGUUUCACAAUUUUGCAGAGCUGUCUGUAACUUUGCUUAUUAAUUUAAGAGAUACCACUAUUAUACUACAUAAAUUUGCUAUUAUUUUAAGGUGCCCUUUCUAGCACUUUCAUUGGAUUUUCUCUCUAACAGGUUGUUGUCAGAGGUAAAACAGUCCCAUACUUGAUGAUCUUUAAACUAAAAUUUGCAUGUAAUCAAUCAACAUUCUAAAGCUAGUUAUGCCUAUUUUGUGGCAAUAUUACUUCUAAUUUUGUGAUCUGAGAUGGAUAAUUUUGUGGAAAUGAGGCCUUCUACAUGCAAACAGUUUUGUCUCUACUAAAGAUGAAAGCUAAUGCUCAAAAGUUGGUAAUUAGUUUUGCUUGCAUAAGCAGCGAGACUCAAAAUCUGCAACCCAUUUUUCUUCGUAUUUAUGACACAAAAGGGGAGUCAUUGCACCAGACGUUCCUAGAGGAGACUGUGGAAACUGGGAAUAAGAAUUGUUGCGUGACCGAAGCCAUGCAUGUUUUGCAAAGAAAGCUUGAGAAAGAUUAAAUUUAGAGUUUUUCCAAAACAUGUCGGUUCACAAAUUCUAUCGCUUGAAAGCGUUGAUUACUUUCAAACAAGUGAACACUAUUGAGUGGUUGAAACAAAAAUAAGUGUUAUAAACUUUCAUUGUAUGUAACAGGAUCUUGUGAUGAGUAUGCGAUUUAUUUUCAGCCAUGAUUGAAAUGACCUGCCAUGUAAAUCACUUUUUUAAUCUCCGGCAAUGAAGUAAUUUCUCUGCAAUCAAGGCCGUUUAAUUUUUGUGUAUUUCUACACACGUAAAGCCUGUGACUGCAGAUGUAUUUCCGGUUGUUGCUAACACGCGUACUAUAUCAAUUCAGAAACAAAUAAAUAGUAAUAUCGUGAAGAAUACUUGAUGUCGAUAAAGUAGGAAGUAAAAAGUUUAAACCUUUAGCGAGUAAUUCCUGUUUCAUGUAGAAUUAAUGACCUCCUCAUUUCUCAAUCUAAUCUCCAAGCAAGCGAGAUGGACCACCGCUGUAAGAGCUUUCUUGUUUUAGAGUGCUCUCAGAAAUGAGCAAAACAUCAAGGGGAUAUAUUUGACCAGAGAAUUUCAGUAAUAUUAUUUUUUGAUUUUUUUUCAUUAAGGCCACUUGCCAUCUGGGUGGGUAAAGUGUGUAUUGGACUUGACCAGAUUUUGUUUUCAUUUAUCCACAAGGGAUAGUCAAAACAAUGCAAAGAAAAUUAAAUUUGUAUAAUUGUACUUACACUUAACAAAUUAAAACAUUUUCAAAGGCAAAAAGCAGGUUUUGACAUCCAGCUUUUGAGAUUGAUUUGUUUUUUCAAAAAAUUCUCACACUUCAGGGACAUGUUUUGAAAAGUAAUCUUCAUUUGGUUUUUAUCUCUUUAUUAACAUUCCACUAAAGAUGCACCACUGUUUCUUUUGUUAAUUGGACAUUUCCACUGUGCCCACAAUUUAUUCUUAUAAAUUUUCCUUUCUUUGUAGCUGGAAAUGAAUCUUGUCCUCAGCCACAAACCUCUGAACAUCUGGCAGCCAUUGAAAUAAUGAAGCUCAAACAUAUAAUUAUUCUACAAAACAAGAUAGACCUGGUCAAAGAGAGCCAAGCAAAAGAACAGUAUGAUCAGAUCCUCAAGUUUGUGCAAGGUGAUAAAAUAGCUUGAAUCUGCUCAUUCUUAAUCUUACACUUCAAGUAACACAAACUGAAAGUAUCGAGAUUCCCAAUUUUUUCUGUUGCAAGGGUUUAAGUUGAUGGGCAUAGGAUAUCAUUGACAUAAUUAUUCGCAAGUUAGUUUAGAACAAAUCUCAACAACUUCAUAACGUAUCAUGGGUUUGAAAGGGUCAACAUUCUUUCUAUAUAACUAUUAACUGCUUCCCAUAAAUCCUCAGUUUAACCACCCCACUUUCCAGGGUUAGAAAGCUAUUUGUUUUUUUCCAUGUUUUGCGUAAGCACAAGCUACAACCAGUUGCAAAAUUACUUAAGACACUGUACCAUAUUUUGGCUUAAAUGGCCUGCCCAUGAUCUUGUGCUAGUGAUCCCCCCUCCACUCCUGAUUAAAGUUGCUAACAAUACAAGACCAUGCUCAAAACUUGGAGGAACAACUCUGAGUUAUAAUGAAAUACAUACAGCAAACAGAGAUGAAACCAUGGGUAAAGUGGUCACUUAAGUGAGGUUAAAAACAUGAGAAAUUAUAAAACCAUCACUGCAAGAUGUGGACUAAGGGUUGCUUAGUAUGUGUAAUCAAAUGGUGACGAGUGAAAUUAGGGAAUAAUUUCACACGCGUUUUGUCCAAAUCCUAAUAAUUUCCCUCGCCUAAAGGCUCCGGAAAUUAUAAGGAUUUGGACAAAACGCGCAUGAAAUUAUUCCCUAAUUUCAUGAGUAUACCAUUUGAUUACCUAUUAAUAUCAUGGGUGACGAAUUACCCUAACAAUUAAGGAUUUUUGACUUGUUUAUCCUGGAUCGUAUCGAUCGAUCGUGAACUCCACUCUCUCAAACGUUUAGAGCUGAAAUUUGGCUUAAGUUUUCAGAACUUUUCGACAAUAUACCUCUAAGAAUCCUUCUUGAUGUGCUCUUUCGUGUGUUCAGGUUUUCUAAAGUGUCUUUUUAUGCCCUGACAUCUUCAUUCAUGACAUUUUAAAACUUCGUCGCCAUCUUGAAACAGAGACGUAUGGCAGGAUGCUAUGGCAAUUUAGUAAUUUCACUUAGUAAUUUCACAUGUGAAAUUAGAAAUUAACGCUGAAAUUUCGCGCCAAAAUUAAGGAGUAAUUCGUCACCUAUGAUAUUACAAGAGAAAUUUACUAGAGGUUCUAACUGUAGUGAUUGACCAGGAAAUUUUUUGGUACUACAUUCAACUGAAUAUUUGUUUCUUUCCCUAGGCACAAUUGCUGAGGGAGCUCCUGUUGUUCCAAUUUCAGCUCAGCUGAAAUACAACAUUGAAGUUAUUUGUGAAUUUAUCUGCAAAAAGAUUCCAGUUCCUGUCAGAGAUUUUAAAUCCAGUGCUAGACUUAUAGGUAGGUAUUUCCACUGGGUAUUCUAAGAUAAUUUAAAACAAGCAGUACCUGGUGAAAGCACUUGAUACCUUUUAUUAUUAUUAUUAUUUGUGUGAUCUCAUCUGUCUACUAAGUGUUACAAUCAGUCCAUAACCAUAAGAAAAAGAACUGCUAAAUUGUGUAUUCCUCAUGUUUGAAGUUCAGUGUGAUUAUGACUGCUCCUAGGAUUUCGUACACUAAUGCUUUGUUGGAAGUUAGAGCAUUUAAUCGGAGUCCAUUUCUAUUUAAAUUGAUAGACGUAAGCCUGAAAUUAUGGUUACUGUAGUAAGAGCAAAGUCUAUAAACCCAAUAUAAUACAAUACCCUGAAAAUGUUAAACGGAGUGUGGGGGGGGAUUAAACUAAAGGUUUAAACUAUUGAACAGUUGAACAGGAACUGUAAACGGAUAGCUAGACAUGCAAAACUGGACAAAAUAACAAUUAUAGGAGUUAAAAAAGGAGCUUAUAUGUCAGAGAUUUUAGGGUGUAUGUAGGUAGCUGAUACUUCUUGUGGUGCAGAUAUUGAUGUUAAGUAACCCACUUUUGAAGUAAUGUUGGUUAAUUGUUUGUUGUGUAGUUAUCAGAUCUUUUGAUGUAAACAAACCUGGUUGUGAAGUAGAAGAACUCAAAGGAGGAGUUGCUGGAGGAAGUAUAUUAUGUGGUGUCCUGAAGGUAUGUCUUACCAUGCUGUGGUAACAGCUCCUACACAUGUCCAAGAUCUUGUUUGUUUAAUUCUACUUUUGUCGUAGUUUUAGACUCCAGGCAUGAAUAAUACAUUGGUAUUUUGUUUUUGUCAUUAUUAAUUCGGCGGAGCGCGAAGUAAAGGUUUCGCGAUGCUCAGGAAUGUAUCAAAGUUACAAUUUUUUGACAAGAUUGGGCAUGCAAAGUCUGUAGGUUUUCGGUUUUAUUCGGCUAUUUGACGAAGUGAGAGCCGAAUUAAUUCGAGAUAUCUCGAGAUCACUUCGAUUUCUUUGAUUCAUUCUUUAACUUUUUCGAGGAAGAAAGAAUUAUUAUUUUGGCUUUCCCGGGGUUUGAACCGACUCACCUGUGUGACGCGUCAGAUCAGAGGAGACUCUAAGUUGAGGGAUUAGCCGACUGCGCUACUGCGACCCAAGGUAGUUUGGAAUAUGAAAAAUAGUUAUGAAAUGAUGCACUAGUUUCGGGACAAGAUUGGGCGUGCAAGUUCGUGACUUUUCGGCUUGUUUCAACUAUUUCACAAAAUGAGACCGGACUUCUUCGUGAUAUCUUGAGAUCACUUCGAGUUUGGUCUUUAAUUACUCGAGGAAUAAAUAGAGGAUAUUUCGUGGCCGCGCAGAGACACGAGAGUUCUCUUCGAGUGUUGAAGAACAUUUCACGAGUGAGCCCUCCUUUCGAACUGUUUUAUGAUGAAUUUAAAGUUACAAAAUGCUGCAAAAAGUUUUUGGAUUAGCCAUGAAUAAUUAAUUAGGGCAUGUUUAGAUUUCAGCAUGAGUCAGCAGAUUUGCAUCAGUUACUGAAAUCACAAAAUACCGUAUGUCGAAAAGCUAUUACUAUUCGCCUGCUGUUUAGUAUUUUCUAGAACCUUAUGUCAAACGGUAUACAAGUUCCAAGCGAGUUCUUUUGAAGAACUAAGUUUUUUUCCCAAGAGCUGGACUGCUGUGUUUAGUCAAGUGUGACGAAGGUCGAUUUUCAGGUAUUGUGUUUACAAGUUCGCAGAAGUCGUAAGAUACCUGAAGUUCAAGUAAGAGUUUGUUAUUAUUGGUAGAGGCUGUUUAGUUUUACUCAAAGUUCAAGUCAAGUUUGUGUUGGUGGAUGCUGUGUUUUAAAGCUCUGUAAAGGCUAUGUUCCUUUGGUGUUAAACUUCCUUGUGUUAAUCCGACAUCCCUGCGUGCUGAUAGUCAGUGAAUAAUUAUCCUCAAAACAUUCGAACUCGUGACUUUGAGUUUUAGUCAAUUCCAUGCUCAACGUAAUUGACUCCUUACCCAUGCCUUACAUAUCUUUAAUCAGUACAUGAGACUGCUAUGCUGUUCUUCAAGCCUGAUGUGACUAAGAAAAAUAGAGAAUUGUUUUUUUAGAAGGAUUUGUAUGGAGUCAUCAGAGCAUAACUGGGCUAACAUCUCGGAGACAAUUUGUCCCGAAAUGCUAGUUUUUGGCAAGUAGGCCUCGUGGAUGUUGCUCUUUUCAGAAUAUCCUGACAAAUCCCAUAAUUUCACAAAUUAACACCUUACUCUUACCAUAUUUGAUUUCUUACUAUUCCUCCGCAUUUACAAUUAAUUAGUUCCACAACCACGACGUCGAAGUGUACGCUCCGUAGCGUCUUGUCUAUUUGUAUGUAUUAUCACGAAGCACAUUUUUUACAUUUUUCAUCCUUGAACCCAUAUGUAACAUUUAUUCUUUAUUCAUUGUCCAUUUUUGAUUCCUUCUCUUUUCACCAGUCUCCCUAUCACCCUGUCAGAUUUGCUUUCAGCAACUGAAUAUUCAUCAUUUCAUCUUCAUCUUCCCGGGUAUUAUUAAAAACCAAAUUAGUGACCAUUUCCCAGUUGGCUUACUAGCUCAGUUGGUCAGGCCGUGCUGCACUGUUAUCACAGAGGUCACUAGGGUUCAAACCCCGGCAAGCCUGACUUUUUUCAGGCUUUCUUUUCGUAACUGCUGAAGUUGCAUCUUUAACUGCGAUGAUCUUCUUUGCAUUUAUUUAAAGGCAUUGUGCUUAUUGAGUAGACCAUAAUUUGUGGAGGUACUUAUUUUCGUCUAAGGGAAAAUGACUUAAUCACCUACAACCAAAAUUUGGUUGACGAGUCAAAUCUGUGAAACAUAGUUCAUAAGGUCAUGAUACUGAAAGCCUUUGAUCGGUUUUAUUCUUUUCACAGGUUAAUCAAGAAAUUGAAGUAAGACCUGGUAUUGUAUCCAAGGAUAGUGAAGGAAAACUUCAGUGUCGUGCCAUUUAUUCUCGUAUUGUAUCAUUGUUUGCUGAACAGAAUGACCUUCAAUUUGCUGUGCCUGGUGGACUUAUCGGUAAGAGUCAUAGCUGUUCCUCCCCCCCUCCAAUUUCCAGUAGUUAAGGCAGUGUGUGUAGCUUAUUGUCUCAUAACCCAGAUCUCUUGUCGACAAAGCCGAAGGUGAGAUCUGGUCAAAUCCGAUUUGUGCUCGUCAUCACCUGUCAGGAAUGUGACAGGCGAUAAAACAGCACGUGCUUGAAAUAAAUCCUCGAAAUGGUGGCCGUGUUAAGCAACGACUUUGAUAGAGCCGCAAGUUUCUAACUGACAAAAUGUGGUUAAAUGCACUGCUUAAAGCCCCAUGCAAACGGACACAACAUUGUUGGAUGUUACAUAUUACAUCCAUUUGCACACCCUGUUGCAUGUUGUUGCAUGUUCUUGGAAGCUGUUUUGCAAAGUUUGAAACUGGUCAAACUUUUAGCUAGGUACAAAAGAACGCAACAACUCCCAACAUUCUUGGCCAAAACUGUUGGGAGUUGUUGCAUCCGUUUGCAUCUAGCUUAAGUUGUUGUUGUUGUUGAUUGUUUGUAACAUCAAAUUCAACAAGGCAGUAACUUUAAAUUUUUGAGCUAUCAUAGUGCACACUCAAAUGUCAAAGUAGUAUGCCUCAACUUCGAUGCAAAAGUUUUUUUACCAUAUCCUCUUCAAAAGUAAUCUUAAUACCGAGAGAAAAUUUUAAGUCUUUUUGAUAAAAAGGGUUUAGAGGCUAUAUUGAGGCUAAUUGAUGAAAAAUAUAUAUUUUUUGUGAACAAACUGAGGACUUCACAAAGAAUGAAUUGUACAUGCCAUAGCACGGGCAGAUAACAACACUCACAUCACUAGCUCACAAUCUAGCCAAUGAUAAUAAUAUAUUAUUAAUAAUAAUUUAUUAUUUGUAAGGUGCAAAACAGCAUUUAAAUAUGAGCAAAUGCGCCAAUCAGAAAAAUUGAAUUUUCUUAUUUGACCAGAUCUCGACUACAAGAGAUCUGCAUACAAGAUUAUGUACAUGUAACUUAAAAUAAGUAAGUUGUUAAAAGAGGAUUUCAUAGGUUUAGAGUUUUGAAACUCUCUACAAGAUUGUGUAAGCAUUGUUCUGGUACUGGUAGUUGGCAUGUAUAAAAGUACAACAUAUUUGCUGUGUUCUGUUCAAUCUUCUCAUUUGUAACUGUGCUUUUCAUUGAAGGUGUUGGAACAAAGAUUGAUCCUACAUUAUGCAGAGCUGACAGGAUGGUAGGACAGGUAUUGAAUGCAUUUUUCGUAUAUUGCACACUUACACCAGCUGUUGCCCUCCACCACCAAAAUUCCUCCCACUUGUCACUCAUUCCUUCUCCAUGAAUGUCUACCUUAUAAACCACCUUGUCUUUUAUUUUCAUGUGCUGCAUGCAGUUAACUGAUAACCAAUAAGAUAUGGUUUUUUUCUUGUACAUAAAAAAGUUGAUGCCUUUAGUGAGGGUUUGUAUUUGGUGGUUUCUUGACUAAGUGCCUGGCUUAGUUCUUCACAGUGACUCUUUAAUAAGUGGUUUUCUCAUUGUUUUUACCAUUUGAAAGACAAUAAUUAGUAUUGGAAACCACUGAUAGAUCAGAGAUUAAUUUUAUUAUUGCAAACAAACCAUCCACCAUCUUUCAAGACUGCAAGUAUUUGCUGCUGCUGCUGCUGCUGCUGUAGGGUUCUUACCUGUUGUGACUUCGAUAUUUUGCUCAUGGCAGGUACUGGGUGCUGUUGGUACACUUCCUGAGAUUUACACAGAGUUGGAAAUUAGUUACUUCUUGUUGAGAAGACUGCUGGGAGUUAGAACUGAGGGCGAUAAAAAGGGAGCCAAGGUGAGCAACAGUGAUGUCCACCUUGUCAACCAUGUGUCAAAUUGUGUGUAACUUUUAAAUUGCUUUGUGUGAACACACCUGAUAUUUUGCAAUGUUGCAGCAAGUAGUAAGAGUCUCGUCCUACACCAACAUUACAUGCAUAGGUGUGACCCACAUUCCGUAUUAACAUUUCAUUUCAGACCUGCCCAAAGUCGACCUCUCGUAAGUUCUUGAUCGAGAGGAGUCUCUAAAACCAGCCUUAAUGAGGUCCCAGCUAGGACAAGUAAUUAAUUUAAUAAAGUGGCCAACCAACCAGCAAAAAAUUAACGACGUUGAGAAGGGAAGGUUGUCCGUCUUAUGCAUGCACACAUACUUAGUGGUUCAAUUUUAUUCUUGGUGCAAAUUUCAUUUUCUUUUUCUUUCAAUUUCGUUAUUGUACACCAAGACCUGAUGACCACACCCAAAACAGAGUAAAUUAAAAUUUACGCAAAUUUACGCCAAGGAUAAAGUUGAAGCACAACACUAUAGGAACAUACAAUCAGAUGUACAAUUAUAGAGGUUUGGUAGAAUAUUUUAUUUUGUUAAAACAAAGAGAUGUUUUUUAUUUUGCAAUCUAUGAUUUGUUUUUCAGGUGCAAAAAUUAUCCAAAAAUGAAGUGUUGAUGGUAAACAUUGGUUCGUUGUCCACCGGCGGUCGUGUGUUAGCAGUCAAAGCAGAUUUAGCAAAAAUUGUACUCACUCAGCCAGUUUGUACAGAAACUGGUGAAAAAAUUGCUCUCAGUAGGAGAGUUGAGAAACAUUGGAGGUAUGUGUAUGUUUUGCUUUUGGGAGAACUGGCCUUUCAGGCCCCGUACACUCAAAUACGGAUAUUUUUGAAACCGCAUGCCAUAUUUUUUUAAGGAAUCAGCUGCAGAUGAAUGAGCGCAUUCACGGGCUUGGUGUGGACAAAAGGCUGAUUCGUGUUAAAAUGAGUAUUUGUACGGUUUCAAAAGUAUCUUGAUUCUUAUGGACUGGACCUUAAUUGCUUUUGUGCAGUGCUGACUUACGCAGACAAAGAACGUCUGCGUGAGACUUGGCUUCUUUUGCUACAGUGUACAGUAGUGUGCCAAUUGUCUCCAUUCCAGAAAGGUGCUGUUAUUACAGUUUAAGAAAGUUUCGUUUUUAUUUGGGCAUUAAGUUAAACAUUUAUAGUUGUUUUGCAAAGCAUGACUACAGCUGAAAGUUUUGUUACGAGAGUAAUUUUCUAGAUUUUUCUUAGUGUGAUUACAUCUUAGAACCCCAAAUGAUAGUUGAAGUCUUGAUGAUCCUCUAGAUGUGAUCAUCAUCAUCACUGAUCACUGUUAUUUUUAUGACCACUGCAAUCACAUUUAACCAUGGAGUGGUCAUUUGUGGUACAGUCAACUCUCUCUAAGACAGACACCUUUGGGACCGGCACUAAGUGUCCGUCUUAGAGAGAUGUCCGUCUUAUAAAGAGUCAAAUAAAAGGAGUAAAGAAAGGUAGGGACCAACUCUAAGUGUCUGUUUUACAGAGGUGUCUGUUAAGAGAGAGUCGACUUUAUGCUGUAAAGCCCAUAGAGCUGUAAAUUCAUAAUUCAAAUGUUUCUCGCGUACUUUGGAUACGAUUUGCAAUGAAUCACUUUCUAGGCAAAUACAGCUCGUUAAACGUUUCUAGGAUGUAUUAUAUAAUUAUAUUAUUUUAUUAUGAGUGCAGUGGAAUAUGAUGAUAACCAAGAGACGGGCGGUCAGAAAAAAAGUUUGCAGUUUUGUGGACUUGGUGAUGUUGAUUGUCUCUUAGUUUCUGACACCGCGACUCAUUUUUAGUAUCAUUCAAUAUCUAAAUCUUAUCAUCGGUGCAUUAACUGCUGGACAUGUCUCCCCAAUCAUUUAAGAAAACCCAUGCCACGCAAAAUUUUUAAGUGGAACAUAAAGACGGUUUAAUUGCAAAGUAUUUUUAGUUUGUUAUGUUUUCAUUUUAGCUUUUCAGUAUUUUUAUAUUUGCGUAAUAGCCAAGUCUUGAAGUUUGAUUGUAAUUAGUCAGUUUUAGUAAUUUUGAUAUUGUUUAUUUUAAGUGAGGACCUACCUUCAAACUUCUGUAAUUUAUAUACAAAACCCCGCGUUUAUUUUAACAGGAUUUGUAAUGUUUUCCUUGCAUUACCCAUUUUGUCUGAACGUUUUGCUGGUUUUCUUACAGGUUAAUUGGAUGGGGCCAGAUACGACGCGGAGUAACCAUUAAACCAGAGUCAUAACAUAGCGUGCCUAACAUAUCAGCGGCUAUCCCGCUAUUAUCUCAAGAUUCCAAGCUUUAUUUGUGUGUCGUUACCAAGAUGAAGUCUAAUUUUCGCCGGAUUUCAAGAGUGGCUCACAAAACGUGAAAUUUUUUUCUUCGGAUGCAACUCUUUUGUUUUAGACACUUCUCUGUGACGGAAGUCCUGACCUACAUUUUCCUGUUUUUCUUGACCGGAAAGGAUGUUCUUGAGAACAGCACGUUAUUACUUUUUGAUUCCAUCCCAGCCCCUCCUCCCCACCCCCCGGCCAAAAAAAAGAAAAGGAAAUACAGAAAACAAGAGCUCAGUAAUUCCUUGUAAUGUAUUUUUAAUACUAUGACAAGUCAAGUAUUCCCGAGAGAGAAUGAGCGGCUUUGUAGUUACCCAUUAGUGCAGCUUUAGUACUGACAUGGCUAUUCUUAGGCAUGUUAAUAGAACCUGGUCUAAGCACCGUUUUUGAUUGGUCCAAAACAAAUAGACAUGUAACUUCGUGGUUAACAGAUCCAAAUAUGUGGAAUUUGUCUAUUAGUUAUCGCAAAUAGAAUCAAAAAUAGACGUGUUGAUCGCUAAUCCUUUAAUUGUAUUAACUUCAGUAAGUUGUCAGUAACGCUAAACCGCUACAUCUCAAAUUCUCAACGUGAGUUAAAGAACACAGACCAGUCAAGAGAGGUGUACCAUGGGGGCAUAGAAUAAUAGCAGCGCUAGCACCCCCAAAUACUGCGGGCAUGAUCUUUACAAGUCUUAAACAUCAUUCAUUUCUGUUUGAAAUGUUUUUUCUUGAGGACUCCAGGUAACCUAUAAAAAUACUCGGUAUCAGAAGUCUUAACGAAUACUCCGUUAGAAACAAUUUUUGUUGCACCACU
Porites lobata is the source of this 13725-nucleotide messenger RNA. NCBI's taxonomy places the organism in Eukaryota, Metazoa, Cnidaria, Anthozoa, Scleractinia, Poritidae. The record is from the annotation of a GenBank genome assembly.